GUUGGGAGGAGACCUUGAGCAGCAGGAAUGAGCCCGGAGAAGCGCCAGGAGGAAGAGGACGAAGUGGACUGCGUUCUCCUUUCAGCGUCCAAGAUCCUAAAUUCCUCUGACGGGGUAAAGGAAAGUGGUGGGAGUGAAACAGGACCUUCACUCGUGCCUUGUCAAGGGCCCUGCAAGAAGAGCUAGAGCAACCACGUCUCAGUAGACCAAAGACAACUGGAUGCCCAGGGACCAUCAGUAUAAGCAGCAUCUCCAAGGAGGCCAGCAGGACAAUGCCCUGACUGGCCAAUGCCCCACUCACCUGUGCCCCACCAUCCCUGAGGAUAUGCAGGCAUCCUUGUGCAACAGGAAACCUGAACAGAGAGUAAGAGUCUUCACAGAGAGUUUAGAGGUUGUGUCAGCUCAAUAUUGACCUCAAAGAAAGCAUUUAAGAAUAUGGCUGCAUAUCAGAAUCAGAAAAUGAAAUCCAACCACAAUCAGCACUGAAAGCCCUUCAGCAUCAACUGGAAUCAUUUCAGGCUCUCCGAAUACAGACUUUGCAGAAUGUUAGCAUGCAGGUGCAGAGAAGUGGCAAGAGAAGACAAACUCCUCCUGAGGGUGAUCGAAUAGAUUCAGUUCUGAUGACAGAGAUCAAAAUCCCUGCUUUAUUCAACAAUAUAAAAAUCAAACAUCCAAAAUUACUUGAAUAUAGUUCAUAAAAUUUUAUUGCUUUACUAAAGUACAGUCUGAAAUCAGUGAAAUCUUGAACAAAAGUAUUAUUGAAGUAGAAAACCCACAAUAUAGCUCAGAAAAAAAUCUAGUAUUUGGCACACGCAUUGAAAAAGCUCUGGUAUGUUAUUCUGUACAAAACCAUUUCUGUAUUUAGUCACUUCAAAAAUGGUACUAAAACCAGUUUAUCUUCACCUUUACAUUCUCAACCUUCUUCAGGGGUCAAAUGGACUGUCAGAGGAAUACCUAAAAGAUUCCCAAGUAAAUUGAAAUAUAAGGCAGUUUUUUUUUAGCCUGUCUAUCCACUUAGGAAUUUUUCUUUUAGGAUUGACCAAGACCUGAGGUGAAUUUUCUAGAAAUAGGCUGGAACCAGAGUCACUCUGUCUACACUGAUUAGAACUCUCAUUUCUAGAAUAGUCACAGCCCUAGAAUCAUCUGAAAUAGGAAUGCAAGCUAAGGUUGACAAACAGCCCGGAAGUGGAAAUAUUCAUUUCCCUUAAACUUCCUAUUGCAUUUGACCUAUUGCUUCUAUCUUCCGCAUCUAUCCACAAUGGUCUCCUAAGGGAUUCUAAAUUUCUAUUUCUGAUAUUGAACAGUUGUCCCAUGUAUGUCACCCUCUGGGGAAAUAAGUAUAAUUUCUAAGCAAAUUGUGAAGACCAGAGUUACAGAUCUCAAAAUAACUGUUGUUAGAUUUUUCUGGAGAAAAUGAGUCACAUUUAUUAGGCCUCUUUGCCUGUAGAAAUGGAUAAAAUAUUCAUUUGGGUUGUAAAAAUAAAUCCUCCACAAAAUACUUUCUUGAUUUGCUUGUCAUGUGGCAAAUGAUAGUACAUUUAUAGUGUGCUUUUUUAUUGUCACUAGCCUAUAGAGAAUCAAAAAGAAAUCCUUUCUAUGGAGAAAAUUCAUCAUUUUGAGGAGUCCAACACUAUUCAUUCAACAGAAGAAAAAUUCAGCAGUGAUAUUGUUAACAGUCUCUGUCAAGGUAUAGAUAUUCCAUCCCAGAUAGAUUUCAAGGACCUAUUAACUCAGAGAACUUCAACAGAUAAUUCAGCUUCAAACAUAAUUAUGAACCCUUCAGAAAAUUCUGACAUGUUGAAGAAUUAUAAUAACCUUUAUAGUUUUCUACCUCAUGCACCUCAAAAUAUGAUGCCUCAAGCUGAUAGAGUAAUUCUGGAUAAAUCCAAAAUUACCGAGCCUUUCCUCAAGCAUGGAUUUUGUGAAAAUUUAGACGAUAUCUGCCAUUCUAUCAAACAAAUGAAGGAAGAACUACAAAAGUCACAUGAUAGAGAACUGGCACUUACAAAUGAACUUCAAACUUUAAAAACUGAUACAAAUGUUCCAAGAAAUGGUAAAUAUGACCUGUCCCCCAGUCACAAGGAAAAAAUUAACUUUAUUAAGGAAGAAAAUAUAGAAAGUAACUUAAAUGAAGAUAUAAAAUCAAAGAGAAUUUCAGAAUUAGAAGCAUUAGUAAACAAAUUACUACCAUUCAGGGAAACAGUGUCAAAAUUCCACGUGAAUUUUUGCAGGAAAUGUAAAAGGUUAUCCAAGAGUGAAAUGCACAGGGGAAAGAGAAAUGAGAAAAACAGUAAGGAAAUUCCUAUCACUGGCAAGACUACUACAGAUUUAAAAUUCCAUUCCAGAGUUCCAAGACAUACAUUGUCAUUCUUUGACCCAACAAAAUAUGAAAUGAAAGACAAAGAAACACAACCACUAAUAUCAAAACAAGGACCAAUAAUGUUUGAAAAUGAGAAAACAUCCAAAGUCAAUUCUGUUACUGAGCAGUGUGUUGCAAAAAUUCAGUACUUACAGAAUUACCUAAAAGAAUCUAUGCAGAUACAGAAAAAAGUAACAGAACUGGAGAAUAAAAAUCUAACCCUUAAGACCAAAAUAAAACCUCUUGUGUUUACUACACAGUCUCUGAUACAGAAAAUUGAAACAUAUGAAAAGCAACUUAAGAAUUUGGUUGAAGAAAAGAAUGCUAUUCAGUCCAAGUUGAUUAAAACAGAAGAAGAUGGUAAAGAAUGUCUUAAAGAAUUGAAAAAAAUAAUUAGUAAAUAUAAUGUUCUUGUAGGACAAAAUAAAACUCUAGAGGAAAAAAAUAGUCAACUUUCUUUGGAGAAGCAACAAAUGAUAGAAACAUUAGAUCAACUAAAAAGUAAGGAACACAAAACUCAAAAUGAUAUGGCCAUAGUCAAUAAUGAAAAUAAUCGAAUGAGUAUAGAAAUGGAAUCAAUGAAAACAAAUAUUCUAUUGAUACAAGAUGAAAAGGAAAUGCUAGAGAAAAAAACAUACCAGCUUCUAAAGGAAAGAAGCUCACUUGAAAAUGAACUGAAGGAAAACCAACUAGAGAUAAUGCAGCUAAAAGAGAAAGAAAGGUUGGCAAAAACUGAACAAGAGACACUUCUUCAAAUAAUAGAAACAGUUAAAAGUGAAAAACUUAACCUUGAAACAACAUUACAAGAAUCCAUUGCUGCUAGACAAAUGAUGGAAAGAGAAAUUGAGAAUAUCCAAACAUACCAAUCCACUGCAGAGGAGAGUUUCCUGAAAGAAAUUAAAAAUGCAAAAUCAGAAGCAAGUAUUUAUAAGAAUAGUUUGUCAGAAAUGGGCAGUGAAUGUGAAAUGUUAUCAAAAAUGGUAAUGGAAAUUAAAACAGACAAUCAGAUUCUAAAAGAAGAACUAAAAAAACAUAGUAAAGAAAAUAUAAAAUUUGAAAACAGCAUCAGUAGACUUGCAGAAGAUAAAAUACUUUUAGAAAACUAUGUAAGAAGUAUAGAAAAUGAAAGGGAUACCUUAGAAUUUGAGAUGCGGAAUCUUCAAAGAGAUUAUUUAAAUCUAAGUGAAAAAAUCUGUAGUCCACAGAGUGACCUAUCAAAAAAGGGUUAUAUUUCAAGAAGAGAGAAAUUCCAUUUUGACAACUGUGAUACUUAUGAAGACACCUCUGGUCCUAGGAGUAGGCCUUUGGCUCCUGAUUUGAAAGGAAUUCCAAGUCAACUGUAUCAAUUGCUUCCAUCCAAGAUAUGUAAAUAAAUUUUUAAAAUCAAUGUUUCAAAAUCCUUUGUCCAGUACUUUUUUCUCCACAAAAUUAUUUUUUUAAUUAAUAAUUAGAGAGAGAGAGAGUGCUUGGGGGGAUGGGGGUGGUGCAAAGAGGGAUAGAGGGAGAGAUAGAAUCUC
Molecule: messenger RNA, 3876 nt
Organism: Zalophus californianus (California sea lion)
Lineage: Eukaryota; Metazoa; Chordata; Mammalia; Carnivora; Otariidae
Gene: CCDC110
Product: coiled-coil domain containing 110
Exons: 8
Coding region: 1597-3732 (711 amino acids)
Cellular component (GO): cytoskeleton
Source: RefSeq, a predicted model, not a curated record